AUGUUUUGUCAUCAAGUCCAUCGCUGUGCGCAACUGCUUCUUGAAGAAGCCAAGUCCAAUAUAUCUGGUCUCACCCCCUUCCUUCCCCCCCCCCCCGCUCCUCCACCAUCUCAGCUCCUCAACGUGGACAGGGAUUUCAACGACAUAGGCAUGGCGUGUUUCGUCAUCAAGUCCAUCGCUCUCCUCAACGUGGACAGGGAUUUCAACGACAUAGGCAUGGCGUGUUUCGUCAUCAAGUCCAUCGCUGUGCGCAACUGCCUGCCUCAAGCCAAGUCACGCCUUGUGCUCUCCGCCUGGAACCCUCCUCCCAACUGGUCGCGCCAUGCAAUGAUUCGAGUGGUGGGCAAGAUAGGCAAGCCUGUCGACGGUGUCUCCCCCAUUGAGACCUUUGAGGUGAGAUGA
Messenger RNA from Closterium sp. Yama58-4, 402 nucleotides. NCBI's taxonomy places the organism in Eukaryota, Viridiplantae, Streptophyta, Zygnematophyceae, Desmidiales, Closteriaceae. The record is from the annotation of a GenBank genome assembly.